UCCACGUUCAUCUCCACCCUUUGUGAUGAGAUCUAGAGUCUUAUAAAAGAACAUCUUCUGCCUGAUCUGAGAGAAAACAACUGCUGGUGUUAUAUAUUUACAACACAACACAACACAAGAACAAUGAUUGCAUCCAAACUCCAGGAAAGUGUUGAAGUGAGAAUUGCACGCUCUCUACAUACAAAGGAGGAAGAGUUUGUAUUUGAACGGAGAAAAAAAGUUUUUCAAAGCCUGCAGAAACUCAAGAUACACUGCAGUAAGGAUGCUGUGCCAAACAUUGCAUUACUGGGUUCUGGAGGAGGACAAAGAGCCAUGGUGGGUUUGCUGGGAUCCCUGGAUCAGCUUGAUAAAGCGGGUCUUCUGGACUGCAUCCUUUAUCUGAGCGGAGUCUCUGGAUCCACCUGGUGCAUGGCCUCCUUAUACCGAGAACCAGACUGGUCCACCAAACUAGAGACUGUGAAGGACAAAAUCAUCAGGAGACUCAGCGGUUCAGGAGUCAGCUUUAAAGACAAACUAGCCAAACUGAAGAAAUAUUACUAUGAGAAAGACCACUUCAGCUUGACUGACGUCUGGGCAGUGAUGGUCGUCACAGAAUAUGUGAAAGAGAUUGACAAAUGCAAACUGUCAGAUCAGUGGGACCAGCACAAAGAAGACCCAUUUCCAAUCUACACAGUGAUCGACAAGCAAUCCAAACAGUGCAAGGACGAGGAAGACAAAGAUGACCCCUGGUUUGAGAUCAGUCCACUUGAAGCUGGUUAUUCUCUCACUGGAGCGUUUGUGAAAACAUGCAGCUUCGGCAGCCAGUUUGACAGAGGCUCAAAGACAAAACCUCAGGAUGAAAUGGACAUGCUGUACCUGCAAGCUCUGUGUGGCAGCGCUUUAGCUGAUGAAGAUGAAAUUAAGAAAUUCCUCUGGCAAAAAAUAAACGAUUUCUUUAAAAAAUUAUCUCCUAAAUGGCCGAGCAACAAGGAAACAGGGAAAGAUCCUAAAGCCCCAUCUGCAGAAAAGGGUUACCGGGUUCUCAUGGAUCUUGCUAACAUGAAUCUCGAUGUUUUGAAUGGCAAAGAUCCUUCAGAUCUUGAUCAAUCCAUCAGAAACACACUGAACGAGCUCAGUGGAGGCAAACGUCAGCUGAUUUUUCCUAUAGAAAAACUGAAUCUCAAAGAUAAAGAAGCUGCAGAAUGCUAUAUGAAAGAACACACUGAAGAUGUGUGUAAGAAUUUGAAUAACUGGUUCAGUUUGUGGCCUUUUGAUGUUUUGACAAGCAUUCAGAAAUGCAUGGCUCAGUGGAUCUGGGGCAGGAAAUAUGGCUUUCUCCAAAACAUCAAUGAUGAAACCUUGCCUUCUACUCUUCUGGAAAGUGAUAUAAGAGAUUAUGAAGACACCGGACUGCUGCUGAACUCACCCUACUUCUCAGUGCUGAGAAAAGAAAGAAACAUUGAUCUCAUCAUUUCCCUGGAUUUCAGUGAAGGCGAUCCUUUUAUGACAGUGAGAGAAGCUGCUAAGAUGUGCAAGAAACGAAACAUCCCUUUCCCUGAAGUCAACAUCCCCAGUGAAGACCUGAAGAACCCAGAGGACUUCUAUGUGUUCAAAGGCACAAACACUCCAACCGUGAUUCACAUCCCUCUGUUUAAUGUGGUCAAUUGUGGAGAUGACAUUGAUAUGUGGAGGAAGAAAUAUACCACCUUUCAGGAUUCCUACAGGGAUGAGAUGAUCUCUGAUCUUAUGGAGGUCGCUGGAAAAAACAUCUCAAACAACAGAGAGAAACUGCUGGAGCAGAUAGGUGCAGCUGUUGGGCAGAAAGGACACAACUAAUGAGUUGAAUAACACUGUUCAUGUAAUUUUAUUUCCCCAAACUGAUUUCUCCUUAAUAGGCUAGAAGAAAGUGUUUUCAAGCCAUUUCAAGUCUGAAUGUGACGUGACAACGUCUAAUUGAACUGUUGACUUACGUUUUAACUAGGCUUCUCAUUAACACCAUAUAUUCGAGGAUGCGGUGCAUGGAAAUAAGAGGCGGGUUUAUCGACCAAUCACUGCCCUUUUCUGUUUGAUAUAUUAAAAUACAUUUCUGCAAGUUUGAGUCUGUUCCUUAAUGCUUGACAUUCACUAAGCAAAAAAUAGAUGAUAAGCAAAUCAACCAUAGCCUACUACAGACUUGAUAACAACUAUGUGUGCUUCUGUAAUGAAUUAAUAAACUGCUCUCUAAAAAUA
Messenger RNA from Carassius auratus (goldfish), 2208 nucleotides. RefSeq names its product cytosolic phospholipase A2 gamma-like. The record is from RefSeq and is a predicted model, not a curated record. Bases 124 to 1815 code for a protein of 563 amino acids. Lineage: Eukaryota; Metazoa; Chordata; Actinopteri; Cypriniformes; Cyprinidae. Gene Ontology annotation, cellular component: nuclear envelope; cytosol; nucleoplasm. The transcript has 15 exons. Gene Ontology annotation, molecular function: calcium-dependent phospholipid binding; calcium ion binding. Gene Ontology annotation, biological process: glycerophospholipid catabolic process.